AGAACUCGUGACACUUGCGACCAGGAAGGUUAUCAUCUCCACUGUAAUUCUAAAUUUUGCACAAUGGUAAAGCUUACUGGACUCUCUGUCCGUGACAUACGCUUUCCAACAUCUUUGGAACUGCAUGGCUCAGAUGCUAUGCACAAGUCACCUGAUUACUCAGCAGUGUAUAUUGUCUUCGAAACAGAUGGACUGGAUAAUAUUGAAGGGCAUGGCCUUACCUUCACUUUGGGACGAGGCAAUGAACUAGUGAUGGAAGCAGUGAAAACAUAUGGCAAAAUGCUCAUUGACAGGACAACUGAUGAAAUCUUUGGUAACUUUGCCUCAGUUUGGAGAGAACUGGCUCAUGAAAGUCAGUUUAGAUGGCUUGGUCCAGAAAAAGGUGUGAUACAUCUUGCACUGGCUGCAGUUGUAAAUGCAUUGUGGGAUCUCUGGGCAAAGAUGGAGGGCAAGCCUCUUUGGAAACUUCUUUCAGAUAUGUCUCCAGAACAGCUUGUUUCAACAAUUGACCUAAGUUACCUGUCAGAUGUGUUAACAAAAGAGGAAGCCAUUGCUAUUCUUCAGAAGAAUGUAAGUGGCAAAAAGGAAAGAGAACAAGAGAUCAUUGCUAAGGGAUAUCCUUCUUACACAACAUCUGCUGGGUGGCUUGGCUAUACUGACACUCAGCUACGUGAACUGUGUCAAAAAUAUCUCAAGGCUGGCUGGACAAGAUUCAAGAUGAAAAUUGGUUCUGAUAUAAAUGAAGACAUCAGAAGAGCAACAAUAUUCCGAGAUGAGAUUGGAUGGGAUAACUUUCUGGCAAUGGAUGCAAACCAGUGUUGGGAUGUUGGGGAGGCUGUUAGUUAUAUGACAAAAUUGGCAAAAUUUAAACCAGUGUGGAUUGAGGAACCCACAUCACCUGAUGAUGUUUUAGGUCAUGCUGCAAUUUCCAAAGCACUGGAACCUUAUGGCAUAGGUGUGGCCACAGGGGAACACUGUCAGAACAGAGUUAUCUUCAAACAGUUUUUUCAAGCGAAGGGUUUCCAGUUCUGCCAGAUUGACAGCUGUCGGAUGGGUGGAUUAAAUGAAGUUUUGGCAGUCUUACUAAUGGCAGCUAAAUUUGGAGUUCCUGUUUGUCCUCAUGGUGGUGGUGUUGGUCUGUGUGAAUACAUUCAACAUAUUUCAAUUUUUGAUUUUAUCUGUGUUUCCACAACUUUAGAAAACAGGGUAACAGAGUUUGCUGAUCACCUUCAUGAGCAUUUUAUUCAUCCCUGUGUUGUAGAGAGUGGAGCUUACAAAGUGCCUAUGUCUCCAGGGUAUAGUGCUGAAAUGAAGACAGAAUCUCUACAUGGCUAUGAGUUUCCCAAUGGUUCUAAAUGGAAAGAGCUUAUAAGCCAGGGGCUCUUCAAAGUUGAAUGAAAAUGUUUCAGA
Pocillopora verrucosa is the source of this 1410-nucleotide messenger RNA. Lineage: Eukaryota; Metazoa; Cnidaria; Anthozoa; Scleractinia; Pocilloporidae. The record is from RefSeq and is a predicted model, not a curated record.